Molecule: messenger RNA, 1408 nt
Organism: Epinephelus lanceolatus (giant grouper)
Lineage: Eukaryota; Metazoa; Chordata; Actinopteri; Perciformes; Serranidae
Product: endophilin-A2-like
Biological process (GO): synaptic vesicle uncoating
Cellular component (GO): glutamatergic synapse; cytoplasm; presynapse
Molecular function (GO): protein binding
Source: RefSeq, a predicted model, not a curated record
UGAAGCUGCAGCCAGGAAAUUGUGGUUGCCUAGCAAGUUUUUACAUCCACGGUGCAAAGUUUGAAGACGUGUUGCUCGGCUGCUGUCUGAGCUCCAAACUACAAACUCUAAGCAAGUAUUAUUAAAACACUAUUUCCCCCGUCGAGGUCCAGGUGGCAACACUGACGGUGCAAGAUGUCCGUCGCGGGAAUUAAGAAGCAGUUUUACAAAGCGAGUCAGAUGGUGAGUGAGAAGGUUGGAGGUGCAGAGGGAACCAAACUGGAUGAAGACUUCAGGGAUCUCGAGAGGAAAGCAGAUGUAACCAGCAAAGCAGUGGUUGAAGUUAUCAACAAAACAUCAGAGUACCUCCAGCCCAACCCAGCAACGAGAGCUAAGCUUUCCAUGCUCAACACAGUGUCCAAAAUCCGUGGGCAGGUCAAGAGUCCGGGCUACCCCCAGCCUGAAGGCCUCCUAGGGGAGUGCAUGACAAAAUAUGGACGGGAUAUGGGCGAGGACACCAACUUUGGUGGGGCUCUAAUAGAUAUCGGGGAUACAAUGAAGAGGAUGUCCGAGGUCAAGGACUCUCUGGAUAUUGAUGUGAAGCAGAACUUUAUUGACCCACUGCAGGCAGUCGCUGAGAGGGACAUCAAAGACAUUCAGCACCACCUGAAGAAGCUGGAGGGCCGCCGUCUCGACUAUGACUAUAAAAAGAAACGUCAAGGUAAAAUCCCAGAUGAGGAGAUCAGGCAGGCCCUGGAGAAAUUCCACGAGUCCAAAGAGAUGGCUGAGGCCUCCAUGCACAACCUGCUGGAAACAGAUGUGGAGCAGGUGAGUCAACUGAAUUCUUUGGUGGAGUCUCUGCUGCAGUACCACAGACAGGCCGCGCAGCUCUUGACGGGGCUCUCUGAAAAACUGAGCGAAAGGAUGAUGGAGGCCCAGUCUCGUCCAAGACGUGAAUACACACCCAAACCCAGACCAGUCUUUGACUAUGGAGAUGCAGAAAACUCCAAUGGAGGAUACUCACCGGCUGCAUCAAGCCCUCCAGCUUACUCACCUGCCCGAGUGCAAUAUCAAGGUCCAUCCUUCCAAAGAACCUCCAUCAAGAGCAGACCGCCUGAGCCGUGCUGCAAAGCCCUGUAUGACUUCGAGCCGGAGAACGAAGGAGAGCUGGGUUUCCACGAGGGUGAUAUCAUCGCUUUGGUCAGUCGAAUCGAUGAGAACUGGUUCGAGGGAUCCAUUCGUGGCAAAUCUGGAUACUUCCCCAACAACUAUGUUGAAGUGGUGGUGCCUCUGCCACACUGAAAACAGCAAGGCAAGAGGGGAGGCAGCAGGGUGGAGAGGAUGAAACGGGGGAAUGGUAGUAGAUUAGCAGCUCUCAAUAACCAAAAGAUUUAUUUUCUUGAUUGCAAUAAAAGGGUAAACAUCUCCA